AUGGAUCAAGCCAAAGAAGAACCAAAGUCUUACAGAGACCAGCAAAGAUUAGCGGCUCUUCGCGCUUCGAUUGCAAAUCUAGAGGCCAAGCAUGCGCAACUUGAAAAGGACCUAGCUGCAUUGCAUGAUCUGCUCAUUGACAAUCCUGAUGCCACGUGCAACCGAUAUGUCAAGCUCUUGCAUGAAUACAAUGAUAUCAAGGAUGUUGGGCAGGGAUUGAUGGGGAUCCUUGCUGAGGCGAGGGGGGUGAGGCAGGUGGAUGUGGAGAAGGAGUUUGGGGUUGCGGAAGAGGAUUGA
Messenger RNA from Penicillium griseofulvum, 297 nucleotides. Its product is annotated as SWI5/SAE3 family protein. Gene Ontology annotation, cellular component: Swi5-Sfr1 complex; Swi5-Swi2 complex. The transcript has 3 exons. Gene Ontology annotation, biological process: meiotic joint molecule formation; double-strand break repair via homologous recombination; meiotic DNA recombinase assembly involved in reciprocal meiotic recombination. The record is from RefSeq and is a predicted model, not a curated record. Bases 1 to 297 code for a protein of 98 amino acids. NCBI's taxonomy places the organism in Eukaryota, Fungi, Ascomycota, Eurotiomycetes, Eurotiales, Aspergillaceae.